Molecule: messenger RNA, 1731 nt
Organism: Lacerta agilis (Sand lizard)
Lineage: Eukaryota; Metazoa; Chordata; Lepidosauria; Squamata; Lacertidae
Gene: PAF1
Product: PAF1 homolog, Paf1/RNA polymerase II complex component
Exons: 14
Coding region: 38-1678 (546 amino acids)
Biological process (GO): transcription elongation by RNA polymerase II
Cellular component (GO): Cdc73/Paf1 complex
Molecular function (GO): chromatin binding; RNA polymerase II complex binding
Source: RefSeq, a predicted model, not a curated record
GGCGUAGCCUGUUGCUCCUGAGGUGGGGGGGCUCGCGAUGGCGCCCACUAUCCAGACUCAGGCGCAGCGGGAAGAGCCCGGGCACAGGCCCAACUCCCACCGGACGCUUCCUGAGAGGUCGGGGGUGGUCUGCCGUGUCAAGUAUUGCAACAGUCUCCCCGAUAUCCCCUUUGACCCCAAGUUCAUCACAUACCCAUUCGACCAGAACAGGUUUGUACAGUACAAAGCCACCUCUCUCGAGAAGCAGCACAAACAUGACCUCCUGACUGAGCCUGACCUGGGGGUCACCAUAGAUCUAAUCAACCCCGAUACAUAUCGCAUCGACCCAAACGUUCUUCUAGAUCCUGCCGACGAGAAGUUGCUGGAGGAGGAGAUCCAAGCGCCAACCAGUUCCAAGAGAUCCCAGCAGCAUGCCAAAGUGGUGCCAUGGAUGAGGAAGACCGAAUACAUCUCCACAGAGUUCAACCGCUACGGCGUCUCCAAUGAGAAGCCAGAGGUUAAGAUUGGCGUGUCCGUCAAACAACAGUUCACAGAGGAGGAGAUCUACAAGGACAGAGAUAGCCAGAUUGCGGCCAUCGAGAAGACCUUCGAGGAUGCUCAGAAGUCGAUUGCUCAGCACUACAGCAAGCCUCGGGUCACGCCUGUGGAGGUUAUGCCCGUCUUCCCUGACUUCAAGAUGUGGAUCAAUCCCUGCGCCCAGGUCAUCUUCGACUCUGACCCGGCGCCCAAGGACACCAGUGGGUCGGCCGCCCUCGAGAUGAUGUCCCAGGCCAUGAUCAGGGGAAUGAUGGACGAGGAAGGGAACCAGUUUGUGGCCUACUUCCUCCCUGUGGACGACACGAUGCGGAAACGCAAACGGGACCAAGACGAAGAGAUGGACUACGCUCCCGAGGACGUGUACGAGUACAAGAUCGCCCGAGAAUACAACUGGAACGUCAAGAACAAAGCCAGCAAGGGCUACGAGGAAAACUACUUCUUCAUCUUCCGGGAGGGAGACGGGGUCUAUUACAACGAACUGGAGACCAGAGUGCGGCUGAGCAAACGGCGAGCCAAGGCCGGGGUGCAGUCGGGAACCAACGCCGUUCUGGUGGUGAAGCACCGAGAUAUGAACGAGAAGGAGCUGGAGGCGCAGGAAGCCCGCAAAGCCCAGCUGGAGAACCACGAGCCGGAAGAGGAGGAGGAGGAGGAGAUGGACCUGGGCAAAGAGGCCCAGGGCUCAGACGAGGAGCCGGAGAAAGGCAGCGAGAGCGAGAAGGAGGCCAGCGAGGCGGAGGAGGGCGAGGACGAGGAGGAAGGUCGCUCGGCCAGCGAGAGCGAGCGGGAGGCCAGCGAAGGCGAGGGGGCUCCGGCCGAGGAGAGCGAGGAGGACGAGCGGGCGGCCCGGGACAAGGAGGAGAUCUUUGGCAGCGACGACGACGAGGAGGAGGAGGACUCGGAGCAGGAGGGGGGACAGCGGGACGAAGGGGAGAGCGGCAGCGAGGAGGAGGAGGAAGACGAGGAGGAGGACGACGAGGAAGGGGGCGGGCGGCGCCAGCAGCGUCGAGGCAGCAGCCAGAGCCCCCUCCACAGCGGCAGCGAGGAACACUCCAACCACGAGGACGAGGAGGAAGAGGAAGGGGAGGCCAGUGCCAGCGAGGCCCCGUCCGAGUCCAGCGAGCAGGGAAGCGACAGCGACUGAGGAGGGCCUGCAGGGCCUUUCAGAAGUCGACUUCGCCCCUCUCCUGCGGGGAG